This is a messenger RNA of Schistocerca cancellata (South American locust), 2256 nucleotides long. It is a transcript of the gene Rga, whose product is annotated as CCR4-NOT transcription complex subunit 2. The coding region runs from base 427 to 1767 and encodes 446 amino acids. The record is from RefSeq and is a predicted model, not a curated record. Gene Ontology annotation, biological process: regulation of stem cell population maintenance; regulation of DNA-templated transcription; nuclear-transcribed mRNA poly(A) tail shortening. NCBI's taxonomy places the organism in Eukaryota, Metazoa, Arthropoda, Insecta, Orthoptera, Acrididae. Gene Ontology annotation, cellular component: CCR4-NOT core complex; P-body. The transcript has 8 exons.
UUAGUGCAACUAGUACAUACACUGAGUUAUACUGCCUAUGUAGUGUUCCUAUGAAGACGUGUGUAUGAAUAAGUGAGCGAAACAUAAUUGUUGAAUGUUUCCUAGAUAUGUAUCAGGACUCUAUAAAGUAUACGUAUGUGACAAACGGUAGGGUGUUUAAUGAAUUGUACAUUUGUGAAUAGCACAAAAAAUUCGCGGGUGAGAAGUUUUGCGUUAGACAACAUCCCAUAAACACGAAUGCUUCAAAGGUUCAUGGAAUCAAAGGCAUGGUGGGACGGGGUGGGUGGUAGAGAAUUAGAAAAUUGUUACAACCCUGUGCUAGAAACAGUGGAAAGUGUAUAUAGAAAUCGCUUGAAUAUGUUAAUUAUGUUACGGCUUGCUGUUAAGAUACCAGUUUUAUAAAAAUUUAAGCCGUCUACUGGUGUUAUGGAAGAAACUAAUAUGACACCCAGGAACAAAUUGCGGGGUUCGAAUUCGAUGGGAAUGGGUAGCUUCAGCAUACAAGGACGUACCUAUGGCUCACAAGGAUCAAUAAACAACUUCCAUUCUGUGUUCAAUGGUGGCGGCGAUACCGGUUCGCCACCUGUGCUUGAUUUAUCGGAGUUUCCCUCUCUGACCAACAGAGGGCAACCUGAGCCCGUACCUCAGCCAAGUCCGAUGCAGGGCAAACAAACAUAUGGUAGGCCACUUAGGGCGGCAUUAAAUCCUACCAAGAGCUCACAUACUGAUAACAGUCCAGCGUUGAUGCGCCAUAGUCCAGAGGUUAACACAGGUGGAGCAACGAGAUUACACAAGCCAAAAGGGGCACGACCAGUCAGAUCGACAAUAAAUCCAUCCAAAAAUUGUCACUCUGAGCACAUUCCAGGCCUCACCUCUCAGAGCCAGGACAUCGACAUGGGAAGAGCAUCUGCAAGUAGACUGUUGAAAAACCAAGUAACUGUGGUGAAGGCACCACCAUCAGAAACAAAUGAAUUUACAAUGAGCUCGGAGGACUUCCCUGCACUGCCUGGUACUCAGAGGACAGAAGGACCAUCUCCUGGUGGAAGUUUAUCAGUGGAAAAGAAUCUCUCUGUAUCGAAUUCAGAUAUUGGACAAGAAACAACUGUUGGAAAUAGGGCACCUGGUGCUGAGAAGUCGCAGACCAAAAGAGGAAUACAAACAUCCCCUGAUGGUAAAGUGACGAGGAUUCCGGGAAGUAUGGUCAAGGACCAAUUUGGUAUGGUUGGUCUUCUAACAUUUAUUAGGGCCGCAGAAACAGAUCCUAAUUUGGUUUCCUUAGCCCUGGGUCAAGAUUUGACUGCACUUGGUUUGAAUUUGAAUUCACCUGACAAUCUGUACCCUAACUUUGGAGGGCCAUGGGCAGAAACACCGUGCCGACCUCAGGAUAUUGAUUUCCAUGUGCCUCCUGAAUAUCUUAUUAACCCUAAUAUAAGAGACAAACUGGGUCCAGUGAAAUUGAACCGGUACAAAGAUGACUUGUUGUUUUAUAUGUUUUAUACAAACAUUGGUGAUGUGGCACAGUUGGCUGCAGCAACAGAGUUGUACAACAGGGAGUGGCGGUAUCACACAGAAGAGAAGGUUUGGAUUACACAAGCACCAGGAAUGGGAGCUGUUGAAAAGACUUCGACAUACGAACGUGGUACAUACUUCUUUUUUGAUGCACAAAAUUGGCGAAAAGUGGCUAAGGAAUUUCACCUUGACUACAAUAAGCUGGAGGGCAGACCUCAAAUGCCAUCAACGAUUAAUCAGUCCCAAACUGUCAUGUAAUUUCAUUUUAUAAAUAUAUAUUUUUGAAUAAAAUAUGCAAAAAUAGUAAUAUAUGUGGACACUGUAAGUAUGCAAGAGAAAAUGAAGUAAGAGGCACAGCAAAAGCGGAUUUCUAUUUUCUGAGUACGUUUUUAUCUUUUAAUGUCACAUUCUACAUGAUUCGUCGGGUGUGGCUCUCAGCGUAACAUUGCCAGAAGUGUACUGUGUAAUACAUAAUUGUAUGUACAAGAGUAGUGAUCUGCAGACUGGUAUCAUGUUCAACAAAAGGAAGAAAGGACUUAUUUUCCUUCAGUUAUGUUGUCAAUAUUUUGAUUAGUUCAGUUUUGUAUGUUUUGUUUUAUUUCAUUUCUUAAUUGUGUUGUUUGUAUGAGAACCUGUUUACAACAUUCAUGUAUAUGUACAUAUUGUAUGUCGAGCUGUCUCUAAAAUUUGAGACAGCCAGAAUCGUGAACUUAUUAUAUGCGUUUAAAUGGUUAUUGUUAUGAAGAA